This is a messenger RNA of Cladophialophora psammophila CBS 110553, 1068 nucleotides long. RefSeq lists its product as uncharacterized. The record is from RefSeq and is a predicted model, not a curated record. NCBI's taxonomy places the organism in Eukaryota, Fungi, Ascomycota, Eurotiomycetes, Chaetothyriales, Herpotrichiellaceae. The transcript has a single exon. The coding region runs from base 1 to 1068 and encodes 355 amino acids.
AUGAGCGCACCCAGACAGUCGUCGCCGUUAUCGGCAGAUCUGGAAAUACCCUGUCCAAUCCUUCAAUCAUUGAGCGAUAAAUCAGAUGUCAAGGCACAAGGAGCUGCGUCAGACAAAGUGUCGCGCAUGGACAGCAUCCAAGAAGAAUCUCCAGAGCCAGAAGACGACCCCUGCCAACCAUGUUUGCAUACGCCUUUGGCAGCUGGUGGGAAGAUCCAAGACGACCACACCAUUCAAAGUGGUUCGUCUGAAGCAAUUUCCGAAUAUGUUCUGAAGAUCCGAGAGGCCAUAAAGUUGCAGGGCCAAACGCAAAACGAGCAACCAGAGGAGCAUGGGCGCGAAAGUGAGAAGCUGGACUUUCACAUCAAAGUUGGCGGCAAAAGGACGCCGAUGUCGCUGCUCAAGAGAGCGACGGAGCGCGGAAGGACUGUGGUGGCGAACAUCAACUCCCGAGUCCACAGGGUAUCAAGUGUUAUCUCUGAGCGAACAGCGGGCAAUUCUGCACAUGCUGAAGUGACGCCCAAGGGACAGAAGCACACGUCGCUCCUCCAAGGCUUGGAAGAGAAAAAGGGUGUCUGUAUCCUCAAAUCUCAUCAGAGGAUAUCAGUUGUCUUCUCUCGGAUGCGGACAAAGUCGCCUGAACAAGGCCAGGAAAAGCCGAAGAUCAAGAGCAAGAACGGUAAAUCAGCUUGCAGUGUUGGGGCAGGGGAAUCCCCAGGAACGCAGCAUGUCGCAUCCUUUGAGAAAUCGUAUGCCGGCGAUGAAGAUGACGAUGACGAUGACGACGACAAUAGUGACGAUGGCAGCGAAGCUGUGGGCCUACUCUCAGAUAGAGGGUCUGCCUCGUUUCGGUCGGACAGCUUUGAUGCGCGCCAUUUCUAUACACCAAUGGUUCCCUCCGGAUUGCGGCGCGAUUAUGAAUAUCGCCUUCAUAGAUCACGGUUCAGGCGUUCCAUCACUUUUUCAAGAGAGCUGGCAGUGAAAAGUGUCCAGAAAGUCAUAUAUUAUGUCGACAAUGCUCUGAGCGCACGAAGGAAGAUGAGUGGAUGGUCAAGACUCGAGCAUUGA